AUAUUAGUUUAAGUGCCAUCAGUUGUUGUGCGUUCCAUAAGCGACACGAAGCUUGUGAAUUUAUUUGGUUAGUUUUUAUUUAUAUAUAAUUUGUAUGUGAUCAAUGCAAUGUCUUAAUGAUAUCUAUCGGUUAAGUGAAUAAGAAUUGUUUUGUUUACUGCGAAAUAUUUGCAGCGUGUCUAUUAAAGCACGUGUCUAAGCAGCAGCACUACUCGUGACAAAAUGGCGCAAAAUGCACCCAAUUGUAAAGAUACACAGGAGAUUCAAUUCAAAUUGCAUGACAAGUUUGUGGCAUUUCGGAAAUGUGGUGAGCCACGCAGCAAUGUGAAUUUACUAGCUGUCUCUAGCAGUCGUGGAUUGCUUUUUACCGGCAAUCCCAACGCGCCAGAAUUAAAGGUUAUAAUCAUUAAGGACAUAGUUGCCGCCAAGACUAGCGGAAAACAGCCAUUAACUCGUCUCGUCCGUCUACCUAAUACUCCCAACUGUAUAUCAUGCAGCGCCGAUGGAAACCUGCUGGCUAUUAACUAUACUCAGCCGAAUGGGAACAGCAUGUUGUCUAUAUAUGCUGUACAAUCUUUUAUGAGCCCAGAGCUGCGCAUCGUGUACAAUAUAAGAUUAGCUCCUGAGGAUAAUGUCCAUACCUUGCAGCUGCUGUGGAAUCCUGUGCUUCCAAACAGUUUGGCCGUGGUGCUUAGCAAUGGUGGAUUGACAAUGUAUGCACUAAAGGAUGGGGGCAACUUUGAAGUGCACUCGCUGGACAAGACCAAUCAGGUUAAAUGCGGCUGCUGGUCACCAAAGGGAAAGCAGUUAGUGCUUGGAUUGUGUGGUCGUUUGCAGCAGUUCAAACCGGAUCUAACACCCGCCAAGACACUGGCUUGCCCGACCAAUUUGCACGAUGGUCCCUUCGAUAUAAUUGCUGUGCACUGGCUGUCCACAUUUCAGUUUGCUGUAGUCUUCCUGCAGCAUGGCGAGGACUGCAAUCCAGCUUUGUAUAUCAUAAAUGCACCCAAGGCGGGGGCGCCCACCUAUACAAACUACUACGACAUUUGCUAUAGUCUAAAUGGACCACGUAAUCAUCAGUUUCAUUUCACACAUGUGGCUCAGUGGAAUCUGCUCUUGCUCAGUUCAGCAAACGGCGUGGAGGUUGGAGUACUGGGUACCACGGAGGCGGGUGACACGCCCACUUGGCAGCAAUUAACACUACUUGAUGAGGCGCGGAUUGAGCUACCAUUGAGUGAAGCUACGCAGGAAGAGACAUUUCCGUAUGGGUUUGCCUUCGACACCUCCAGCACACAUCAGCUUAGCAUCAAUGAACAACAACUACCCACCAUGCCCAUGGUUCAUGUCCUGGGCACUGACGGCACUUUGCUUACCUUCAAUUUUCUUAAUCUACAACCUGGCGUUGCUUCCAUUUGCUCUCCGCCGCCGCCUUUGGCAGACACUUCAGAAAACUUUUGUGCAUUAGAUACGCUGCUGGGCGCUGAGCAGCAGACAGCAGCAGUUGCACCCCAAGCGGUUGCAGCCCCAGUGGAGGCCAGUACGCCUGCCCUUCAAGAUAUAUCCUUUGCCUUCACACCUAAUACAGUGACGUCGACUCCAGCGCCCAUGAAGGAGAAGCCACACUCGGUUUUUGCGGGCUUUGGCAACGUGGCUAAUAAAAUGCCGCCUGCUUUUGGAAGUGUUGCCAGUACUUCGCUUAACUUCGGCGGGACUGCAGCCAAUACAAUGCCGACACCUAGCUUUGGUGGCUUUGCCGCUGGCAACAAUGCAACCGCGGCAUCAUCAUCUAUGUUUAACCUACCAGUUGGCAACAAUGCACCCAGCUUUAACAACUUGGCGACAGCUGUUCCUGCUCCGACACAGCAACCGCCUCAGACUAUAGCACCAGCUGCACCUACUACUAAUAAGGCCAACAACAGCAGCAAACCACUAUAUACAGUGCCCCCGACUUUCACGCCCGCUGCCAAUGCUUCAAUUGUCCCAAAGCCGCCGCCGCCUGUGGCCAAGAGUUCAGACUUCAGCUCUGGCGAAGUGGACGAUGUGAUAGUAGAGAUCAUGAAUGUGCAGAUCAGCGCCUUUAGUGAUCAAAUCGAACAGCAAAAGCAGCAGACUCGAGCUCUUCUAGCACAGAUUGAGUCGCCAUCUUCCAUCAAAUCCUAUGCCAAGCGUCUGGAGGAUCUACAGGAGCUAAACGAUCAGGCCAAUGAUGUAGACUUUGAGCUGGACGUUCAAGGUUUGCGUCAUGCGCUAAGCGAGGCCUAUGUCAUGAUCGCAGAUUGUCGUGCAAAGCUGGAGGUUUUCAGGAAACCAGAUAUAACUCGGCUGAUGACUUCCACAAACUUUGAUGCAGCUGGGCGUCGUUUACUAUCUCGUCUGCAGAGCUAUUUGGCUGCCAAUGAGGCGCAGCUGCAGCUGGUACAGCAACAAAUUGAUGCGCAGUGGGAACAGUACCAGGAUGUGCUGCGUCGCAAUAGCAAGUCAAAAAUGCAUAUGCCCUGCUUGGAAGGCAUCUAUCAGCGUUUGACACGCCUGCAAAAUCUGACCUCCGACCAGCGUAUUCUGCAGAACAACAUAAAAUCCAAGUUAAAGGAGCGUGGACUGCUGCAGUCCGCACUUCUUAACCAGGAGUCCAGUCGCAAUCGUACUAACGAAGCCAUCGACACCUUAGCGGACUCCAUACUCUCCAUGACCUUAAACCAGGCGGUGGACUCGAAUCGCGCCAAACUCUCACAGCAGAAACUGCAAAGUAUACGCCAGCUGCUGCAACAGCACCAUGUGCACAUCAUCAGUCCACAGAGACCUGACCGUGUGGGGCUCAAAUCGGAGGUGAUUCUAGAGACAAAACGCAAAGCGGAUCUUAAGAAACAGAAAGAAGCGGCAGCAGCUGCUGCAGCAACAACUGCUACUACACGUGCUAAGCCAGCUGUGGCACAUAAGUCAACGCAGGUAGUACCUGCAGCGCCCACACAGCUAGCCAAACCUACUGCCUCCAAACCAUCAGCUGUUGCUGCCGGGGAGAAGACACAGAACAUGCCUGCCAUAGCACCAGCUUUGGCACCUGUAUCAGCACCUUUCAGCUUCAGCCAGAGCAGUCCAUUUGUUAAGACUACAGCAUCGACUGCGACCACAACUACGGUGAGCACUGGCGAGGCUGUACAGCCCAAAGCAUCAUUUUUUGGUGCCGGAGGCGGCGCACCUUUUAGCUUUGGUGGUGUUAAGCCCAUGCUGCCUUUUGGUGAACUAAGUGGGACGACCAAGUCACAGACUGGCGCUGCGCCUGCACCCUCUCCCUUUGUCGGCUUUGGCAAUAUAAAUGUAGAAUCAAUCAAGCCUAAGCCAUCACCAACACCACCCAAAGACGUAACUGUGAAGCCUGUGGAGGCUAAAAAGGAUAUGCUACCGCCUGUGGAUCUUACAGCAACUGCGGUCGCAGCCGCAGAGCCUGCCAAGACCUCAGCACCAAGCGGUUCCGCGGUCAAAACAGAGCCAGCCGCCAAGCCCUUCAGUUUUGCGGGCUUUGGCAGCAAUGCGGGCAGUAGCAUUGGCGGCGGUAGUUCGACCUUUAGUUUUGGGGGUUUUGGCGCCUCAUUGGGCAGCAGCCCAACACCCUUUACCGUGCCAACAGCUGUCACUACAGCUGCACCUGCAGCUGCUACUCUAGCUGCAACCACGACAACCACUGCAAGCAGCGUGGAUACUAUGGUCAGCAACAGCAGCACAGUCGCUCCAACAGCUACACCUGGUGUGACAGCAACAACUACCGUUGCUGCUCCCACUUCAGUUACCGGUACAGGCAAAUCCAGUAGCGCAGCCACCACUACUUCAUCAGCUGCGUCUAUUACCACUAGCAGUGCUACUCCCAUUGACAAUUUAUUUGGCUCAGUGAACAUAUGUAAGCCGCAGACUAAGGAUAACGCAGCAGUCCCUGCACCGACUAACAUCUUUAGCGGCUUUCGGCAAGGCGCCACUAGCACUUUUCCAGGUCUUUCUGCUGGAGGCGAUGCUAGCAAAAGUUUAUUUGGUGGAGCAGUCAGUUCUACCGUUGCAGACGGCAACAUAUCAACAACACCAGCUAAAUCUGCAGGAGUGGCUCCUGUUGCAGCAGCAACAACAGCUACAGUUACAGCUGCAGCUGCAGCUACAUCGCCACCAACAUCAACGCCAGCAACAACAACACCAGCUACAACAACGCUCUCAGAAACAGCUGCAGUAACUACAGCUACAGCUGCAGCGCCAGCCAUUAGCGCCGCCACCACAGCAGCAUCUUCCACAACCGCAUCAAUAGGCACCACCUUUUCCUUCUCGAAUGAGUUUAGCAGCUUAAGCGCGUCAAGUGGAGCACCUAGUGGCUCUGUAACAACUACGAGCUCAACUACGUCCGUGACGAGCAACACAUCUGGUUCAAUUUUCGGUGCUCCGAAUGCCUUUGCCCUCGCCACAUCGGUCAGCAGUCCAUUUGGAGCAACUCCUCCUAAUGCAGCUGUUGUUGCUUCACCGCCGACGGGCAACAUAUUUGGCAACGUGCCAAAGCCGGAGGCGAGCGUGUUCGCUACUAGCGCAGCUGCUCCACCCAGCGGUCUCUUUGCAACAGCAGCUGUUACAAGCAAUCCCUCACCAUUUGGCAGUGCAGCUGGCGCAUCACCUGCUACAGCUGCCACCGGCGGUAGCAUCUUUGGGCAAGCUGCAGCUAUUAAGCCCACUGGCUUUGGUUCGCCUGCUGCAGGUGGAGGCUCCAUUUUCGGUGGUGGUAACAGCACUGUCAGUCCUUCGGUCUUUGGCGGCGGUGCUAGCAGCGGCAGCUCCAUUUUUGGCGGCGGUAACAAUAACGUACAAAGCUCCCCAGCUGCUGCGCCCUCAGGCACGAUUUUUGGGCAGAGUGUUUUUGGUCAAACGGCUACAUCUGGUGGAGGGAAUAUGUUUGGUAGUGCUAGCCCUGCUCAGCCCCAACCAUCGGGCUUUGGUGGUGGCGGAUCUAUAUUUGGUGGCGCUGCCAAUGCAUCCUCGCCUGGAGGCUCCAUCUUUGGUGGGGCCAGCAGUUCCGGUGGCUUUGGCAGCUUUGCUCAAACAACUCCCACUCCUGGCGCUUUUGGUGCUGGCGUGUUUGGCCAGAGCGGUGCCGGUUCUGUGGCCCAAUCUGGAUUUGGCUCUCCACAGCAGCAGACCCAACCGCCGGCUGGUGCAUUUGGCGCCAAGCCUGUGUUUGGCGGUAGUCCCGCUUUUGGUGCCAGUCCCACAUUUGGUGGCGCACCGACAUUCGGAAGUCCUAAGGGAUUCGGCUCGUUUGGAGCUAGCCCCGGAGCCGUAGCUCCGCCAGCUUUUGGUGCACCAACUAAACCGCCAGAGGGUAACAUCUUCGAAACGCUCGGCGGCACCGACACGGGCCUGUCCUUUGGCAACUUGGCUCAAACGAGCAAUCCGAACAACCAGAAGUCCAGCUAUGGCGGAUCCUCUUUUAUGACCUAUCGAUGAAAUGUCCCCGAAACGUUUGUCUUUGUACAGUGAAUAAAAAUGUGCAUGGCGUUGAAUAAAAUUAAUUAUCUAUC
Drosophila hydei is the source of this 5543-nucleotide messenger RNA. RefSeq names its product nuclear pore complex protein Nup214 (gene Nup214). Lineage: Eukaryota; Metazoa; Arthropoda; Insecta; Diptera; Drosophilidae. Gene Ontology annotation, biological process: RNA export from nucleus; protein import into nucleus. Gene Ontology annotation, molecular function: protein binding; structural constituent of nuclear pore. Gene Ontology annotation, cellular component: nuclear pore. Bases 223 to 5469 code for a protein of 1748 amino acids. The record is from RefSeq and is a predicted model, not a curated record. The transcript has 8 exons.